GAAUAUCUGUCGCACAACAAAAUGGCGCUGCUCUUGGACAGCAGGCUCCUGCUGAGGAAAGUUAAAGAUUUAAGGUGUUUCACGCCAAGACGAAACCGAAUGAAGCAGAAAUGGGCCACCACACGUACCAAGCACCCUCCCACCAGUCUGGCCCUGCAGCACUUUGAUGCCACCUACGGCCCCCAGCUGGGGCCACUGUGGCCAUCAGUCCGAGUCGCCUUGCUGUCAGAGAGGAAAUACGGAGCCCUGAUCAAUCAUUUCUCCGAUAAUGCAGCUCUGGUGGACCUGGAAGCCCAGGGAUGCAGAGACUUCCCCAGUGACACAGAUACAGUGGCUCAGCCGUGCUUGGAGCGAGAAUCUGAGGUUGCAGCCGAGGAGGGAUCUGGUGGUGUUCCUUUGAAGAAGUCUGACACUGUUGGUCAGCAGCUUUCUCCUCUACAGCUCAGUCCUAACAUCAAGUGCUUUGUGUUUCCAAGAGGGAAUAUCACAAGAUUCAAGCCUGCUAGACCCGACAUGUUUGGGUUGUUGAGUUACUACCUGAUGGACGCAGCGUCUGUGCUGCCUUGUCUAGCGCUGGAUGUCCGAGAAGGUCACAAUGUGCUUGACCUCUGUGCUGCUCCGGGAGGCAAAACCCUGGCUUUGCUUCAGAGCCAGUCUGUAGGUUUCUUGUGUGUAAAUGACAGCUCAGUGUCUCGGACGUUACGACUGAGAAAAGUGCUGCACAGCUACAUUCCUAAGCCGUUUUUGACAGACGGCAAACUGCGCAUCACCUCCUUCGAUGGCACCAAGUGGGGGGAAAUCGAAAGGAACACUUUUGACAGAGUCCUUGUUGACGUCCCCUGCACCACAGACAGACACUCACUGAUGGAGGACGACAACAAUAUAUUUAGUAAGAGCAGGACCGGCGAGAGACGAAGGCUGCCGCAGCUGCAGCUGGAGCUGUUGCUGGCGGGAAUCGAAGCAGCUUGUCCAGGUGGGGAGAUCCUCUACUCCACAUGCACACUGUCUCAAAUCCAGAACCUGGGUGUGGUGGAGCAGGCCAUCCACUUGGCUCGGGAGAACCACGGCAUAAACCUUCAGGUUGUUGAUCUGCGACCCCUCACACACAUGUUUAGGAAAACCUUUCACUUCGCCCCCGACCUUGACCUGGGUGAGAUGGUCGUCCCACACUUAGCCGCUAACUUUGGCCCCAUCUACAUGUGCAAGCUGAGGAGGCUCACAUAGACUGUGUGGACUGAUGGACAGCUUUGCCUGAAAGCUUUUGGACAUUUGAAUGACUCUUUUUUUUUACUGCUUUAUGGACUAAUGAGGUGAUCCUCGUUUCUAUAUAUAAACUGUGAGUGUUGGAGCACAGUUGAAGGAGAUGUUUUCAUCGCGGUGACGGACUGUUGAAACAUUGGACGACAGAAUGUGACAGAAAACGCAAAGAAUCCAGUUGGAGGACCUGGACCGUGACAUUACUGUGGACAGCACUGAACUACAUUUUUUUUUAAUGGAGACUUUUGGACUCAACCAACAAUGAUGGCCUGUUCAAUUUAGGGGAUUCAGUAUUUUUCAGCCUGUGUCUGUGUGAGUAAUGUAGACCACAAUAUUUUUGAAACUGAUCCAGUAUUGAGUGAAACAGGUUGCAGUGUUACAUUGAUGGAUAAUUGCGCAUCGUCAAUUUACGUCCAAUAAAAGUGUUUGUUUUUGCCACUGACAGGCUCACACUGUUAUUGUAAGUGUCUGACAAUAUUAUGAAAAGGAUCCCUACAGAGAUAGACCUUUUGUUAAAGAGUAAGAUCCUUUUUGUUUGACCAGAAACAGCCCUGAAAUCACCAUAGCCAAACCCACCAGACUCCGUUUAAAUAAAGAGUAAUUUUAGCAUGUAUAGAGCCAGCAUGUUUUCACAUCUAACUGGGUGAAUUUAGGGUUUAUUUCAACCAAAACAGAGUUGGUAAAUGUUGGACCAGUGUAAAGAUGAACCAAGACAGUUUUUGUGAGUUUUAUUUUGUUUCUGGCGGCUUAAAAUGAACUGUGUGUUACAAUGAUAAAAUAACUGUUUAUUUAAAUGGAGUCUGGUGGGUUUGGCAAAAGUAAUUUGGGGCUUUAACAAAAAGGUCUAUCUCUGUAGGGAUCCUUUCCAUAAUGUUGUCAGACACUUAAGAAAACAAUCUGAGCCUGUCAGUGGCAAAAACAAGUACUUUAAUGGAUGCACAUUGAUGGUGAUCAAAUGCCCCAAGUGGUUACUCUGCAGCCUGUUUCACAUCUGCCGGCUGCAGCGCUCUCGCUCAAUACUGCACCAUUUUCAAAAACUUGUGUUCCCAUUACUCACUUAGACACAAAAACAUCGGAAAAUAGGAUGCAGGUUGAAAAAUACCAGAGUUACCCUUUAGGUUUGUCUUGUAUAAAAUAUCCUCCUGUGACUGUCAUUGUAAAGCACACUUCAUUCAGAGUUGAAAGACACAAAAUAAAACUCACAAAAGCCAUCUUGGUUUGUCUUUCCAGUGUUCCAGCAAUCACCAGCUCUAGUUUGUUUGAAAUAAACCCUCUAUACCCUGGCUCUAUACACGCUACAAUGACUGUUAAUGAAUUCAAAUGGAGCCUGGUGGGUUUGAUAAUGAGGAAUUUGGAGCUGUUUCCAGUUAAACAAAAAGGUCUAUCUCUGUAGGGAUCCUUUCCAUAGUGUUGUCAGACACUUUGAAUAACAAUCCAAGCCUGACAGUGGCAAAAACAAGCACUUACGGUGGAUGUAAAUUCACGUUGCACCAGUUCCCAUUGUGUGUGGCCUGUUUACUGCAGUGAACUUGCUUCAUACUGGACCAAGCUCUAUUAGACACUGUGACACAGAAACAUGGCAAAGUAGGGUCCAGGUUUAAAAGUUACCUUUUAAACUCUGAUUUGAAAACAUUUUUGGACUAAACUAUCUUGAACUGUAGUUUCAUUUCUCCCCUGUAGGAGGCAACAGUAGCUAAAGAUUCACAGCAUCCUGUACAGUGUACUCUGCUCCCACUAGAGGACACUGAGGAUGUGUCUGUAGAGGUUAUAUGUUGACAGGAGCUCCAGUACAGAGGUCCUCAGAGAUCACAUUACUGAAACACACAUUUCCAUCAGAAUUACCUGCUCUCUUUAACUCUCCACUGGAAAUGGGUUUGGCUUGUUCUAUGGUUAUUCAUCAGGUUUGAUGGCUUUGCCUAAUAACGCGAUAUGUGCGGAAGGCGGUCGUAAUGAACAGGCAGGUAAUGACGUAUUUGACCAUUUGGCUUCUCACAUCUGAAUCUGUGCAACUUUCAUUAUUAUAGCUGGAUUGACUCCGUUUUGCAUUGACAUCACUCAGAGGUGAAAUGUUUCCUCUUAUCACUGCCUAAUGUGAGCGCAGAGGUGCCUCUUUUUACCAUCACACCGCCGAUGACCCUUUAUGUUGUCCUGGCCAGGCAAUGUAGCGUGAAAAAGGUGUGUGUGUGUGUGUGUGUCUAACGAGUCCACCAUCCAUACCCACUGUCAUUAAGCUGCUCCAAGUGCAGGAGCCGACUCCCAUCCCCGUGCAGGGAUGGACGGCAGCCAUGCGGCUCCCAGAUGAACAUUAAAGAGGCAGCAGAGAGCUAAAAUGGGACGUCUCGCCCUGUUUUGCCCCUCCGCUUUUUUAUUCCACAGAUGAGUGCAGAUAAUUUCCUGUGCGAUUGUGAGUGAUUACUGUAUUACUGCGGUAAAAGGGGGAUGUAUCUGGGAAUGCAGAGGGAAUUAAUGACACAUAAAAACUAUUUUUGUAUUGACUGCUUUCGUCUCCAGGGCCUUGAAUGCCUCCUCGCACAUCUUGUGAUUACCUAAACGUAUUGUAAAUAUGUGUUUCCUAUGGGCUCUUACAUAAAUUUACAUGUUUUAACACUCAGGAGACGGCAGACUGUUAGAGAUGAGUUACUCUCCAUUCUGCCUGUCUAUAGACUCCACCGGCUGUCUGCUUUAUUAUUGAAUUAGCCAAUGAACCGCUGUGCAUUUGUGUUCCUGUGUGUAAGCCUGUGUUAGGGAGACAUAUGCUGUGUAUUAGAAAGAUGAAUAUUAUGGAUUUAACUACACAACCGUGCUUCUCUUGCACCUUCAAAUACAAUUUAAAUGUUGCUU
Epinephelus fuscoguttatus (brown-marbled grouper) is the source of this 4098-nucleotide messenger RNA. RefSeq names its product NOP2/Sun RNA methyltransferase 4 (gene nsun4). NCBI's taxonomy places the organism in Eukaryota, Metazoa, Chordata, Actinopteri, Perciformes, Serranidae. Gene Ontology annotation, cellular component: mitochondrial large ribosomal subunit. Gene Ontology annotation, molecular function: methyltransferase activity. Gene Ontology annotation, biological process: rRNA methylation. The transcript is spliced from 8 exons. The record is from RefSeq and is a predicted model, not a curated record. The coding region runs from base 22 to 1224 and encodes 400 amino acids.